AUGCACAACUUGACGCUGAUUGCCGUUUUUUUAUUCACUUUCUGCGCAUCGCUGGCACAAGGCUUUAUAUUGGUCAGUAUUGUUUUUUUUUUGGUCGACAGAUCCUCACGCAAACCAGUAAACCAGUAUACUUCAUUUUGAUAUGUCACCAAAAUGGGUUGACAUUUUGAACGCAAAAGACGAAAAAUGUAAUCAAAUUGUAAUAAUAUUUUUUUAAAAAAAAUUUUAUGAAGAAAAAUGAAGUGACACGCAAUUACAUAAGAUUCACGUUUGCAGAAACAUUUAAAACUUUCGUUGGAAGCUCAACCCAAUUUGAAAAUUCAGUUUUAGAAGUGUUGUUUCAGUUUUUUCCCGAUCACAUCCGUCCGCGGGAUCCAGAAGAAUUGACUAUUUUCGACAUCGCCGCCUAUGAAAAUUACGGCAUUCGUCAACCGCCGAGAAUCGCCACCACCACCCCCGUGUCUCCAGAACGAGUCGAGGAGGUCCCUCGAAGUGAGUUUUGCUUAGCGAUAAACCGAAGCUUGUUCCAAAACGAUCACAAUAAGAUCAGCCUUGUGGCUAAUUUUCCUAUCCUCUGUACAACUACCCUAAAAGAAGGUGUGUACAUCUAGGAUGAAGGACGUGCUAAAUGCAGGACUGUACGAUUAUGGAGCAUUCAGGUUACAUCCGUCGGAGGUCUGCCUCGAACCGAGCCAACUACAUGUGCCCGUGUCGACAUAAGCUCUGCACAAUUGGCAAUGAGUGUCCCAACUACUGA
Caenorhabditis auriculariae is the source of this 757-nucleotide messenger RNA. The record is from the annotation of a GenBank genome assembly. NCBI's taxonomy places the organism in Eukaryota, Metazoa, Nematoda, Chromadorea, Rhabditida, Rhabditidae.